This is a messenger RNA of Plasmodium relictum, 834 nucleotides long. RefSeq names its product conserved Plasmodium protein, unknown function. Lineage: Eukaryota; Apicomplexa; Aconoidasida; Haemosporida; Plasmodiidae. The record is from RefSeq and is a predicted model, not a curated record. The transcript is spliced from 2 exons. Bases 1 to 834 code for a protein of 277 amino acids.
AUGCUAAAUAGUUUUGUAUAUAUAUUUUUUGUAAUAUUUAUUGUACUAAAUAGAUAUGGGCUAAUACAAAGUAGUUCCAAUAAUGCAAAAGAAAAUAAUGAAUUAUACUUAACAAGAACAAAUGAAUCUUAUAAUUUUUUGGAAGCAUCACUAAAUGCUAUAAAUAAUAAAAGACCUUCAUAUGAUGAUGUCUUAAAAAAAUUAUCAGCAGUUAAUCUACCUAAUAUACAUCAUGAAAUGAUUAAAAAUUUAAAAUUUGAUAAAUUAAAGGAAAUUUUAAAUAUAAAAAAUUCUAUUUUAAAUUGUAUUCUAGAAUCAGUUUUACAAAUGGUUAAAGCUUUACCUGCUAUUGUUCAAGAAAUUCUAGAAUAUAAUGAAUUUUGUUCAUCUAUUGAAGUUCAGUUUUCUUUUUUGUUUGCAGUAGAUGCAGAGUAUAAAGAAAAAAUUGAAGAUUGUCGUAGAGAAACUACAGAUAGUAUUAUAACUGGUUAUUUUUCUUUUUAUUUAGACGAUAUUAAUUUAAUUGUAAAAAGGUAUAAAGAAAAACCAGAUGAUAUUUUUAAUAGGUUUGAUAGUAUAGUAGAAUGUUUAGAUGAAUUUUAUAAAAAAGUUACUAGACCUUUUAAUGAGCAUGUAAAAGAAACAGAACUAUUUAGAGAUUUUAUGAAUAAUUAUAAUAAACCUAAAAAUGCUGCUUACGUAGAUUACUUAAAAGAAUUUCUAGAUAAUUUUGAUCCAAAUUGGUCUAAUGAAAAAAUAACGGGAUUUUUUGAUGAACUUUAUUAUAUUUAUUCAACAAAUAAUACAUAUAUUUCUUGUUUUUAUCUAAUUUAA